AUGAACAGUACAGGAGGUGGAGGAGGUCUCUACCUCACUCUGGGUCCAGAGAGCCCGAGCCCCGUUGUGAUGAGCUUCGCCGCUAAAGUGGCGACUUCGGCCACAUAUGGCUCCAUCUUACUUUCGGGACUGAUCGGGAACCUCCUGGUGAUCUGGGUCAUUGGGAUCUUAAAGAGUAAAGGCUGCAUACAGAGGUGUUUAAGGUGCCACAUGGUCAGCAUGGCUUGCUCAGACCUCCUCAUCCUAACCCUGGGCCUGCCCAUUGAGUUGUACAGCAUCAUCUGGUGCCCGUAUCCCUGGCCCAUUGGGAACGUUGGCUGCAAAGGUUUCUACUUCCUCUGGGAGACAUGCAGCUACGCGACCAUCUUCAAUGUCUUGGCGUUUAGUUUGGAACGUUAUCUGGCUAUCUGUCACCCAGUGCAAGCCAAGGUCAUGGCAACAUCAAGAACCAAGAAGCUAAUUGGUAUGGUUUGGGGAAUAGCUAUUAUCACAGGGCUCCCUGCUGCUUUUGCAAUUGGUGUUGAAGAUGCUUGGAAGCCGUUCACAUCUGGAAGCCAACCCUUCCCGCCCUUGUCCAUCUGCACCAACAUUUCUGGCCGAAAGGCCAUCUUUGAUCUGGUGAUUUAUGUCUCAUUUUCUCUCUACAUCCUCGUUCUCCUGUUAGUUGCCUUUACCUGCAGACAGAUGAUUAAAACCCUCCUCAAACACCGACCCGUACCUGUUGCACUUAUCAGAAUAAACUCCACAGGGAGACUCCUGCCCACGUUUAAAGAGAUCAGGAGGCAAAAUGCGGUGCUGGUGGGAUGUAUCGUUGUAGCCUUGGCCAUUUGUUGGCUUCCAUUCCAAGCCCGGCGCAUAAUGACGGUGAUGAAAUCCAAAACCCAAUGGACAGAAUAUUACUACAGAUCAUAUCAGACCAUGCAACCCAUUACCAACACUUUCUAUUACCUCAGCUCUGCAAUCAACCCUCUUCUUUACAACAUCACCUCAAAACAGUUCCGCAAGGUGUUUGUGCAAGUCUGA
Hemiscyllium ocellatum (epaulette shark) is the source of this 1023-nucleotide messenger RNA. RefSeq names its product G-protein coupled receptor 39-like. Gene Ontology annotation, molecular function: G protein-coupled neurotensin receptor activity. Gene Ontology annotation, cellular component: membrane. The record is from RefSeq and is a predicted model, not a curated record. NCBI's taxonomy places the organism in Eukaryota, Metazoa, Chordata, Chondrichthyes, Orectolobiformes, Hemiscylliidae. Gene Ontology annotation, biological process: G protein-coupled receptor signaling pathway. Bases 1 to 1023 code for a protein of 340 amino acids. The transcript is spliced from 3 exons.